Messenger RNA from Helianthus annuus (common sunflower), 543 nucleotides. RefSeq lists its product as uncharacterized. The record is from RefSeq and is a predicted model, not a curated record. Lineage: Eukaryota; Viridiplantae; Streptophyta; Magnoliopsida; Asterales; Asteraceae. The coding region runs from base 1 to 543 and encodes 180 amino acids. The transcript has 2 exons.
AUGCCAAAAUACUCCAAGUUCAUGAGAGACUUCCUUACUCAUAAAUGGAAGAUUGAAUCCAUUCAACAAGUCACCUUAAGUGAAGAAUGCUCAGUGGCCAUCCUCAACAAGCUCCCCCAAAAGAAGAUCGAUCCUGGAAGCUUCACCAUUCCUUGCUCUAUUGGUGGAUCACCAUUAAGCAAUGCAUUAGCCGACUUAGGAGCUAGCAUUAAUCUAAUGUCGGGUUCUAUGUUCAAUCGACUUAGGUUCGGCAAGCCACACCCUACAAAGAUGAGCAUACAACUUGCGGAUAGAACGACAUGGAAGAAGACCCGAAAUCCCGCUCAUAUUAGGAAGACCUUCCUUGCCACUGCACGGGCAAUGGUGGACAUGAGCAAUAGAAGAUUAACAAUGAGGGUUGGUGACAAGGAGAUCAAGUUCGAGGUGGGACAACGAGCAGAGGAUGAUCCGAUCAAAUACAUCAAAGCGAUUGACUCAAGCCUAGACGACGCCCUUCAACGAUACAACUUGGGAUGCGAAUCAUCCCACUCGGGUAACAUUUGA